UCUCAUUUUUUUUUUUUGUUUGUUUGUUAAUUAUUGACAUCCUGUGUAAACAAAAAACGCGCGUGGUCCAGAUGACCCAAUAGGACAGUGGGUAACACACGCAUUUUCUCUGCCUCAGCCGGCAUUAAUCACCCCGUGUUGAAGUCGUUUAACUCUUAUCUCCAGUCAGCUGCUCACAAAGCGCCGAGCGGCCUUCGCAGCUGGCCGACAGAGAAGAUGGGUUCUGCGGGUCGCCUGUUCUGGGCGCUGCUCGCUGUGGUUCUGCUGGGGCUGCAUCACUCCGCCGGCUUCUGGAUCGUCAACGUGGUUUUCCCUCCCAGCAGCACCAAACCCAAAGCACCGAGCAACAGCACGUCGCCGCUCAUUAUCGUACCAGGGAACCUGGGGAACCGCCUUGAAGCCAAAAUAGACAAACCAACACUGGUCCACUGGCUGUGCUACAAGAAAACUGAACACUGGUUUCCUCUGUGGAUCGACCUCAACAUGUUCAUGCCGAUAGGUGUGGACUGCUGGAUAGAUAACAUCAGACUUGUUUACAACAGGACAACACGGCGCUCAUCCAACUCACCAGGGGUGCAGAUCCGGGUUCCGGGGUUUGGGGAGACCUACUCCAUAGAGUUUCUUGACCACAACAAACUGGCCGGUUAUUUUUAUUCCAUGGUGCAACAUUUGGUCGACGUCGGCUACGUCCGGAAUGAGACGGUCCGUGGAGCGCCAUACGAUUGGAGAUUGGCACCAAAUGAGAAUGCUGCCUAUUUUAUACAGCUGCAGGACCUGGUUGAGGAGAUGUACAACCAGUACCAGAAACCAGUUUACCUCCUGGGUCAUAGCCUGGGCUCCCACUACGUCCUCUACUUCCUCAACCACCAGCCGCAGGCCUGGAAGGACAAGUACAUCAGGGGCUUUAUUUCCCUUGGAGCUCCAUGGGGUGGCGCUGUUAAAGCGCUCAGAGUCCUGGCCUCAGGUGUAAAUAAUGGCAUCCCAAUGAUUUCCAACAUCAAGAUCCGUGAGGAGCAGAGGAUGGUGACCACCAAUCCCUGGAUGCUGCCGUCAGAAGAAACUUGGCCAGAGGACCAUGUUUUCAUCUCUACUCCAAGCUUUAACUACACACAUCGGGACUACAAGCGUCUUUUCACAGACAUCAACUACGAGGAUGGCUGGCACAUGUGGGAGGACACAAAGAACCUCACCAGUAAUCUCUACCCGCCCGGUGUAGAGGUGUGGUGCAUGUACGGCGUGGGGCUUCCGACGCCCGUGACCCACAUUUACGAAGAGGAUUUUCCCGACGGGGACCCGGUGGACUUUGUUUACGCCGACGGAGACAACACGGUGGCGAGCUUUAGCAUGGGACUGUGCAAGCGCUGGGCGGGGCAGCAGGAGCAGCCCGUCCACGUGACGGAGUACAGGGGUCUGGCCCACCUGGACAUGGUGUUCCACGAGAAGGUGCUCAAUCAGAUCCAGCAGAUCCUGGAGGGUAAAUCCGACGUGCCCAAAGAAGUCGAUGUCCGGUUGGAUGUAAAAUAACAGACAUCACAGGGCUGUGUUUGGUUUAACCUACAGAUUGCUGGAUUCUUCUGUACAAAUGUAAAAAAACAAGCAUAUGUCGGGUCAUUAAGUUCAGCUAUAAAUUGUUCUGGACUGGAGGAGUCUGACUCUGUCCCUCUCAUUUACACUGAACUAUUAGUUCAUCUGUACUCUGUUUAUUUCCACAUUUACACCAUAUCAGUGUUAUUUUUAAAGCAUGUAUUCAUCUAACUCAAUGGUACCAACUGUUUUGUGCUUUCGAUGUUUUGUGUUUUCAUUAGUGUUUGUAUUUUUGUAGAAUUCAGAGAUAAAGUUCAGUAGAUUUGGCAGUUCAGUGUAAAAAUUGCGCUUUAUUUGUGCAAAAACGAACUUUUACAUUUGCAUAAGAUGUUCAUAGAUGCAUAAGAUGAAGAUAGAUGUUUCACAUCUCUCAAACUGAGACCAAGGAUUCUCCAGUGUAGUCCAGAUUGAAAGACGACUAAAACAAGUCAAAAGAUUUUGCACAUCACAAACGUCUAUAAAAACUUUGAUUUUCUGUGCUGAUUCUAAGAUUCUUCGUCCAACCUUAUUUGUCACUGUUCAGAAGCAUAAAUCUGAGUGUAGAUAUGAACAGGAUUAAGCGAGUUCCGAUUUUAUUCUAUCAAAUUUCUGGCUUUUAUAGAUCAACACUCAUCUAACUUAAAUAGCAUGUUCUCUUGUUUUACUCAUUUUGAGGAGUGGCCCUGAGUAACUCUGUGUCACAUCAUAUUUAUACCUCAUGGAACCAGGAUGUCACGGAUUACUAAUGAAUUAAAAACUAAAUCAAACACUUUCAUCAACAUAAAAAAGUGGGAAUUGAAGGAAAGUUUUAGUUUAUAAGAAUUGAUAGUUUAACCCUAUUGGCUUUGUUGACAGUUAUUGUAUAAUCUAGAUUAUUUUUCUGACAGUGAAUAAAUGUACACACGUUAGAAGUAGAUUUUUUUUUCUUACACUUUUCUGUGUGACAUUUGGCUUCUGCAGUAAAACAAUUUCAUUUAAAGUUUCUUACCCACGUUUACCAGGGUAAACGUGUGGAGACCGUUGUUUCCUCAGAUAUAAACAGCUAAGCC
Molecule: messenger RNA, 2612 nt
Organism: Fundulus heteroclitus (mummichog)
Lineage: Eukaryota; Metazoa; Chordata; Actinopteri; Cyprinodontiformes; Fundulidae
Gene: lcat
Product: lecithin-cholesterol acyltransferase
Exons: 8
Coding region: 217-1524 (435 amino acids)
Biological process (GO): lipid metabolic process
Molecular function (GO): phosphatidylcholine-sterol O-acyltransferase activity
Source: RefSeq, a predicted model, not a curated record